AUGGAUACUUUGCUGAAGGAGAAGAUAGAUGGAAUUAUUCAGAUGGGUGAAGGUGUCAAGGCACUUUUAUUUGAUGAGGAAACAAAGGGAAUGAUGAGCAAUAUAAUACCUCACUCCAGGUUUCUUGAAAAUGACUAUUUUUUGUUUGAUAGCAUAAUGAACAGGAAAAGAGAGAGGAUUCAAGGAAUAACAUGUAUAACAGUAAUACGCCCAGAAAGUAUCAAAUGGCUUGUUGAGGAAGUUUCUGAUCCGCAUUAUGAACGGUAUAUUGUUCUUUUUACGAAUCAGAUUGAUUCUUUAAUGCUUGAGAUAUUGGCAACAAGUGACAUUCACUGCGUUAUUAGUGAAGUUCAUGAGAUAUACAUUGACUUUUUCAGACAAGACGAGUUUUUAUACACUCUGUUUAAGCGCGGAGAGCAAUCAUAUGAAGGCAGGCAAUGCAGAAGAAGAGCUGUUGAUGGACUAUUUGCAUUUAUAAUGAAUAUGAAGAAAAUUCCAACAGUGCUAGUGCAGAAAGGAUGUAGAGGCCUGACUGAAGAUGCAGAGCAGCUUAGUGAAAAGUUAUCUGGAUAUAACUACGAUCAGGGAGGAACAGUGAUUAUAUUAGACCGAGCAUUUGAUAUUUACACACCACUAGUGUAUGAAUGGAGAUACCAAUCGCUGCUACAUGACCAUGUGAACUAUGAAGAUGGAGUUGCAAAGGUUGGAAAAAAGGCAUACCUGGUGUCGGAGGAUGACUUUUUCAACGAGUGCAAAUUUAAAGACAUAAACGAGAUUUCUGAGAUGAUAAAGGGACUUGUUAAGAGAGCAGAGGUCAAGAAGAGACGAUUGCAAAGUCUGAUAUUUGACGAUCUUGAAGAAAAUACAAAGAUAUCCCAGCAAAUAGAAACACAUCUUGCACUGCAUGCACACAUACUGAAAGCAUGCCUGAGAUUGAAGGAGCCCAGUGAGAUGGAGAUGAAUAUUCUGAAGGGUAAAAACAUAGAUAAGAAUGAAGUAACAAAUUAUCUUCUACGAGCAGAUGCUCCUAGUGUUGAAAGAAGUAAACUUCUUGCCAUUUAUUCAUUGAAGAAUGGAAAGGAUCUGCAGAAAGAAGCAAAUGAUCAUCCAGAUCUUGCAGAUAAAAUAGAAUGCUUUUUGAGAAAGUAUCCACUGAGCAUACAUGCACAUAUGCCAUACAGCUAUCGUUUUGAAGAUGGCAUUGAUACGAAGCUUGGAUAUCAGCCGGCUGUUAAAAGACUUGUCCGUCAUUGGUGGACAGACAAGCUUAAUGACAGAUGCUUUUCAGCCGUGCGUAGUGCAGAAAAUCCAAAGGACUUCGUUAUAGUGUAUGUAAGAAACGGAGUGACAUAUUCCGAAUAUAGAGUAUUAUUUGAAUUCUACAAAUCCAAGAUGUCGGAUCAUUCGAAACUGUAUGUUAUUGGAGAUUUUAUGGUUUCUUACAAAGAUAUGUUUGUUUAA
Molecule: messenger RNA, 1461 nt
Organism: Ordospora colligata OC4
Lineage: Eukaryota; Fungi; Microsporidia; Ordosporidae
Product: Sec1-like vacuolar protein sorting-associated protein
Exons: 1
Coding region: 1-1461 (486 amino acids)
Biological process (GO): intracellular protein transport; vesicle-mediated transport
Source: RefSeq, a predicted model, not a curated record